This is a messenger RNA of Pelobates cultripes (western spadefoot toad), 926 nucleotides long. The record is from the annotation of a GenBank genome assembly. NCBI's taxonomy places the organism in Eukaryota, Metazoa, Chordata, Amphibia, Anura, Pelobatidae.
AUGCUAACCGCAAAUCCCUCGGAAAAGGUAUACGCUACAAUUUAAAUCCAUAGUCUGAUUCAUAUUAGGAAGGGAACAUUUUACAGACACAGGCUGUAAACCUGAGAUUUUUUUUUACAUUGUCAUUUUCUUGAUAUAUAUAUAUUUUUUUAGUUUAUUGUGGAUGUCAUUCUCCAACAAAGUAUAAAUUAUAAAAAAAAAAAUCACAUUAAUAUGUACAUAUUACAUAUGUUCUGUAAUCUACAUUAACUGAAUUUCUAUUUGUUUAGGUGGAUUUCAUUAGAGCACCCCCAGCAGAACGAUUUGUGGAUGUUCCUUCUGGAGUGAAAUUUCCAGUGUGUCCUAAACAACCUGUCCAGUUCUGUACCACCAAGCUCUCGGAAAAGGUAUUUAAUACUAAUCCAGACUAGUAAGCAGAUAUUUUCAAGACAAUUGAAAUAGGGCUACGGAUUGAUAUGAAGGGUUGUAUAUUUAAUGCCAAGCCAUGGAAUGAUUAAUUAAAGUAAGCAUUAAAAGAUUUUAUAAAUUAGUAUCUCACAUCAAUCAUUAGUUCUAUUGUAGAUUAUUAACUCUUCUACUAUAUAACAAAAUAGCUGAAGUGGAUAAGCAUUAGUCUACUAUGUUUAACCUACUAUGUUUAACCUUUCAAACAAUCCCCAAUUAUUUCAUAUAUUGGUUGUUUUAUGCUAAUGAGUGUUCUUCAGAAUAGGUUUACAGAAUGAGUGCACAAAUGUUUUGUUAUAAUGUUUUUGCAGCUUUAUAAGCCAAGUCCAUCAUUUGACCUUGAGGAUCCAUAUUGUCGUUUGAUGAGGACAACCUACAAUAACCUGCAUGACCCAUACUUAAAAGAAUAUUACCAGAGUAAAGUACCCCGACAACGGAUACGUCAGCAGGGAUUUAUCACCAGUGAUGAUAAGGUAGGAUAA